AUGAUUUUCUCGAUUCUCCUAUUUGUCACAGCUUUUGUAACAGGUGGUCAUGGGUUUGGCUUGUCAUCACAUGUUCUCGAUAUCUCAACAGGCAUCCCAGCUCAGAACUUUCAAAUCAUACUUUCUUAUAAUGAUAAUGACUCCUGGAAGCAAAUAAACGGAAGUUACUACACUGAUAUAAAAGGACGUGUUGAGUUUUCUGUUCCCAACCAAAGAGCGGGACAGUACAAGCUAUUUUUCAACACUGGUGAAUAUUACUGUGUAGAAAACACAUUCUUCCCAUUUAUAGAAAUAGUAUUCAAUAUCGUUGACAUGUCUGCGCACUAUCACGUGCCAAUUACUCUCAGUCCAUAUGGUUUUUCAACAUACAAAGGUUCCAAUUAA
This is a messenger RNA of Auanema sp. JU1783, 384 nucleotides long. The record is from the annotation of a GenBank genome assembly. NCBI's taxonomy places the organism in Eukaryota, Metazoa, Nematoda, Chromadorea, Rhabditida, Rhabditidae.